AUGGAGGCGGCAUGCGUUAUCUUGGCCUAUAUUCCGACGGUCUACAAGACCACAAGAGAAGGCCAAUUCGAAGCACUCCUCGACGAUAUACGAAUUCAGCUUGAUGUGGAGUUCACUGACGAGGAAGAGCACGUUACUGUGACUGAGAAGAAAUGUAGCGCCAGAGUUGAGGAGGUGCUCGUGCAGUUGAUUCCAUCAAUGCCAUCACAAAUCGUCAAUCUAUUGAGAGAGAGGAUCCAGCAUCGCUUCAAUGAGAAACUGUGCUUAGCGUUCACUCAUUACGUUGGAAAGGUGGCCAACAUAGUCAAAUCUCUCGCUUCUAUUGAAGAUUAUACUACACGAAAGGGACUUCCACUAUCUCCCUGUGUCAUCGAACACGAUCGAGUGGCCACGCGUCUCGACUCGCGUGGUGCGAAGCUCUCCUUCAAGCGUGCCAUUUCUAGAGAGAAACGAUCUGCCAUCACCAAUGGCGUUGACGAGCCGGAGGACCUUCUCUCAGCCCAUUUGAAUGGCGAUCUACCAUUACGUCUGAAUCCUCAUGUACACCUCCAACCGAAUUCUGCCAUCUUUGGUCAUCAUCGAGUGAUAAUUCCACUAAACUUCAAGCUCGAUAAGAAGAUACUUCCAGCUUUCCAAUUCCUUCACACUUCUCUUUAUCUAAGUGAUCGGCCACCGUAG
Molecule: messenger RNA, 678 nt
Organism: Cooperia oncophora
Lineage: Eukaryota; Metazoa; Nematoda; Chromadorea; Rhabditida; Trichostrongylidae
Source: the annotation of a GenBank genome assembly